Molecule: messenger RNA, 6000 nt
Organism: Anopheles coustani
Lineage: Eukaryota; Metazoa; Arthropoda; Insecta; Diptera; Culicidae
Gene: RhoGAP1A
Exons: 13
Coding region: 773-5584 (1603 amino acids)
Biological process (GO): positive regulation of GTPase activity; intracellular signal transduction
Cellular component (GO): membrane
Molecular function (GO): guanyl-nucleotide exchange factor activity; GTPase activator activity
Source: RefSeq, a predicted model, not a curated record
AUGGAAAACAUUAAUUAAACACAACGUAUAUGCUGUAUAAAAUAAAGUGAUGCUAUAAAGUGAAGUUCGCUAGGCUCGAGGUUCGCGGUGUUCUGGUGUUUAUCGCAGCCGCUUGAUCGCACACGGAACUGACGAAAAUCUUCCUUGGUUCAAUUAAGGUAAAAAAAAGCCCAGUUGUAGUGCGUGUACAUCCGUGUUUGCGUGUUUGUUGCGUACGUUCAUUAUUAGUUGGUGCAUUUGCGAAUGCAACUAUUUUCUGGCGGACAAUGGACGUUUGUCCCCGCAGUAGCAGCAGUAGCCGAAGCCUCCGGUGCAGCCGAAUCCAACGCGAAAGGAUGCUAUUUUAGUCCGUUGCGGGAGUGCGACGCGGGGGUGGGCGGGGUUACAGAACGGAUCGGUGGCGUUCGGUAUCAGGCUCCAUAAGGAUGAACCUACCACUGGCAGUGGGUAGUACAGCGUGCUGCCGGUACGGAGCCGCUCCACCAUCGGACGGUCCGACCGCAAACCAGAUUGGAUUAGUGUGAUAUAGCACUCGUAGCAGCUUUUUGUUUUGUUUUUAAAUUGUUCUGUGUUGUUGAAUUAAUAGAUGAAGUGUGGGCCGAGUUUGUAACGUUUGACGAGCGAAAAAGAAAUUGCAAGAGAGACCGCUUACAGUAGGAACAUUUCAUCGCCCCGAGUAAUUCCGACGAGCAUCGUGAAAUAGUGCAGCUUCGGCGCAUCGAAUAUUGCGCGGUGAAACAGAGUACGAUCGCGAAAAAGGGUGUUGGCAACGAUGAGCGUGUUCAGUGACUUCCAAAGAAUGUGGGUACAGCGGUUUCCGCAGAGCUCGCUGUCGGACGCGUGGGAGCAGGACGUCCGGGCCAGUCUCGAUCGGCACAAGCAGAAGAUCGCCGAGCUGUCCAAGGAGCUCGAGCAGGAAACGCUGUACGUCGAGUACCUGGAGCGGCUGCUCGGCGAUGUGGAGAAGUACCGGGAGGCCGGCGGGGAUCCGUCGACGCUGUUCGAGGCGAACUCACCUGCCUCCGCCGCCAACCUGCUCGGGACCGGAGCCCGCGAGUCGCUCGGCGGCGGCGGCGGCGGGUCGGGUACCAUGGCAGACGGCGGUAAACCACCGGAAGAUGAGAAUCAAAUCAUCAAGGCGGCUCCCAGCAACCAGCCGGCGGCGAACGAUGGCGACGGGUCGGCCGCUUCGGGCAGCGGCGUCGCCCCGGCCGAGGGCACCAUCGAGCAUGGUGUGCAGCUGCGGGCGCCGGCGAACCGUAACAGCCCGCUCAACCAGUGCAUCAACGAGCUGACCUCGAACCUCCACAGCCGCCGGUGCGUCAGCGAGCUGGUGGCGGCCAGCUCGAGCGCCGUCGCUUCAAUCAACAGUCAGUCACAGCAAGCGGAGUCGCAAUCAACGGCCAGUGGAGGAGCCGGCCACCACACCAACGGCAAUCAACAUCCAUCAACUGCCAACGACGGCACCGGUAGCAACGGCUCGGACGCGAGUGGUAGUGUUGGCUCUGCGCCCGACGAGACGCCGGCGGAGGGCUUGGUGCGCCCCGCCACUAGGACACGCAGUGCUAGUCAGAGUGAGGCGCAGCAGCAACAGCAUCAGCAGCAGCAGCAGCAACAGCUGCUGUCGUCGCCAAGCCACUUCGUGACCGUGAUCGAGGUGAAGGAGUCGAAGAGUAAUGGUAGUGGUGGUGGCGGCGGCGGCGGCGGCGGCGGUGUUCCAAGAAGUGCUAGUGACAACAACGGGCUCGCCGCCGGUACGCCCGACGAAGCUGGCGGUGGCGAUGCUGGGGCGGGCAGUGGGGACGGUGGUCCGGAGGAGGGUAGCUCGAGGGCAGUGCCGGGACCGGUGGCCGCGCAGGCUCCGGUCGCCCGGACAACGAACAACUACGAGAAUGUGCUCAUCAACACCGGCGGCGGGGUCAGUGUCGGCGGACGGUUCGGGGGUAGCAUGGAGAACCUGGUGGCCGGCGACCCUCACCAUAACCUGACUGGUGCGCCGCACAACAACGGCACCAGCAGCAGCAGUACCUUCCUCGAUCCAAAGCAUCCGAAUCCGGCGGAUCGCAGCAGCGACGGUGGGGGCACGUUCACCGGAAGCACCUCCAUCUCCGAGCGCACCUCCCAGCUGCUGGCCACAUCCGCCUCCAGCGCUGCCGACCUCAAGAAAAAGGUUCCCCCACGCCCACCACCGAAGUUUGUCCGGCGGGCGGCCCCAGUCGAACCGCCGACCGUGCCAACGAUGGCCAUGCAGAACCUACGCAGCAAAGAUGGCAGGACGGGCGGGCGCGAGAGCAGCUUGUCCGACACCCCGGGCACGCCGGAGAGUCCGGGAGGGGCGGCGGCUGCCGGUGGUUUGAGCAGCUCGCUGGAGCGCAACGUUAAGCCAUCGGAAAUCUACCGCCAAAAGUCGUCCGACUCGCUGGACGUGAAGCUAGCCGGUGCGCACGGCCGGUUGCCCAAGUCGGACAGCUUGAAAUCGAAGUCGUCCAGCACGGACAGCCCGACCGGAUCGCUGGGGAAGGUGGCCGGCGCAUCGCCGACCGGAAGUUUGAGCAAGCUGCCGACGGCGAUGAGCGGGAGCGGGGGUGGAAGCAACAGCGACAGUCCCACCGGUAGCCUCGGCAAGGUCGGUACACCGGCGGGGCAGCAGCAUCAGCAGAAUCACCCCUACCAUCAUCACCACCACCAUCACCACCAACAACAACACCAGCAGCAGGUUGGCUCGAAGGAGUCGCUCGCUUCGACGGGAGGAGGUGGCGUUGGCGAGGGCGGUGGGCCUGGGACAGCUGGAGGGUCUACCGGUAUUGGGACCAUAUCCGAGCGGAUCAAAAGCUACGAAUCGAUCUCGUCGCUCAGCUCGGACAGCAUGCGGGCGGGUGGUGCGGGGUACAACCAGCAGCUGCAGCAGCGCGAGCGAGAGCGCGAACAGGAGCACUACUACGACACGGUACCGCUGGAUAAUGGCGACGGCGAUUACGUGUACAUUCAGCCCGGUGGCGUCGGCACGGGAACGACCGGCUCGAGCUCCAGCCGGGACGAUAUUUCGGCGGUCGAGAACGCCAGCACGCUGCUGAUGCCGUCGCAUCCACGCAGCCACAACAGCAGCCAGACCAGCGUCCAGCUGGAACCAGAAUCUCCGGGCCGCAGCAGCAACUACGUGAACAUCGAGUACUUCAUCCACUCCAGUCAGCACCACGAAAAUCACAGUAGCUCGCUCGACAGCGACGGCGAGGGGGACGGCGUACCGCCCAUGCUGAUGCGGGCCAUUUCAACCGACACGGACGGUGGUGGUGCCGGAAGCGGUCUGUUCCGGAAGAUAUCGAACGCCAACCGAAACACCAUCAUCCGGCACAUCGUUACCAGCAUCAUCACCAGCGAGACGCUGUACGUCGAGUGCCUGAACAAGAUGAAGCAGUACAUGAAAGCGAUCCGGGCGACGCUAACCACUUCGCAACCUGUGAUAUCGGAGGAAGAGUUUCAGACGAUCUUCUUCAAAAUCGAGGACUUGCACGAGGUGCACAGUAAGUUCCUUGCCGAGCUGCAGGACCGGCUAGCGGCACCGGACGGCGAUCCGGGCGCGGCGCCCGAAGGCCUUUGCGUGGGCGAACCGUUCCGCCAGCUGGCCGCCCAGAUCCAUCUCUAUGGCGCCUUCCUGCACAACUACGGGCGCGCGAUCGAUACGGUGAAGAUGUGCAGCACCAACAGCCAGCAGUUCAAGGAGAUUGUCUCGAACAUCGUGUUCAAGAACCAGAACGAGCAGAAGCUCUCGCUGGAGGAGCUGCUGCACAAGCCGGUCGCGCGCGUGCAAAAGAACGCGCUCGUCCUGGAGGACCUGCUCAAUCAGACUCCCGAGCAGCACCCGGACUACCAUCCACUGCGGCAGGCGUCCAAGACGAUUCGUAACUUCCUUUCCGAGUUCAACGUGGUGCAAACACGAUCCAUGUUCCCGAGCGAAGACAAGGCUCUGCGACGGCUGGUGAAGAACUCGUUCAUCGUCGAGCUGGCGGACGGACACCGGAAGCUACGCCAUCUGUUUCUCUUCAACGACGUGAUCGCGUGCGCCAAGUAUAAGGCCGUCGGGCGCGGCGGUGGCGAGCGGAACGGGUUCGAGUUCGAGCUGAAGUGGUUCAUUCCGCUGCGUGACAUUUUGAUUUGCGAGGAAUCAUCCAACGACCCGAAGGAAACGAGCCCGAUCAACAUUGUGCACCUCAAGUCGCAGGCGUGUACGGUGCGUGAUCAGAUCCUGCUCGAUGAGAAGGAUCGGCCGGGCGGCUCCAGCCGGGCCGGCGACAAACACCGCAAGAAGUUGGCCGACCUCGAGGCGCAACUGGUGCUCGCCUCGCCCAAUCUGGUGUUCAAGAUCGGCAACAAGGCGACCGGCAAGACGCUCACGUUCUUCCUCAGCUCCGACUUCGAGCGAACGCAAUGGAUCGAGUCGAUUCUGUCGCUACAGCAAUCGUGCAACCUGCCCGGACACAUGCCGGUGCAGAUUUACGACCUUCAGGCGUGGAUCACCGCCUGCCAGGCGCUGAUCAAAACGGAGAUGGGCUCCUACCUGAUGCGGAACGCGCGCGACGAGAGUCUGCUCGUGGGCGACCUGCACCUUACCAUCCAGGGGCUCGCCGGUCUCGAACAGCCGUGCGAUUUGUUCGUGUGCGUCGAGAUCGACUCGUACGGACACUACUUCCGCAAGGCAAAGACGAAGCUCGUCUGCUGCAGCGCCACCCCGCAGUGGAACGAAUCGUUCGUGCUGGAACUUGAGGGCAGUCAGAACCUGCGCAUCCUGCUGUACCAGGAUCACGUCCAGCGGCCAAUACUCCGGGCAAAGCACAUCCUCAAGCUGAGCCGCAGCUGGCUGCAAGAGACGGCCACCCGAAAGGUGCUCAAACUGUCCGAGACGCUGAGCAUCAGUACGGUGAUACGGUUCGUGCCAGGUGAGGUAACGCUGCGUCGUGUGCCCACCUCGAAACCGGGCGCCCUAUUCGGAGCUAAGCUGCAGCAGGUGAUCAAACGGGAAAAGCGAGACAUUCCGUUCAUCGUGAGCGCGUGCGUGCGCGAGGUCGAGCGGCGCGGCAUGACCGAAGUAGGCAUCUAUCGCGUGUCCGGCUCGGCAUCGGACGUGGCCAAGCUGAAGAAAUCGUUCGAAACGAACGCGUACGAGGCGGAGCAGCUGCUGAAGGAGGUCGACAUCCACUCGGUCACCGGCAUACUGAAGUCGUACCUGCGCGAUCUGCCGGAGGCCCUGUUCACCGACCAGUAUUAUCCGAAGUUCUUCGAGGUGUUCAAUCGCCACUCGAACCUGAGCGAGGCGACCCGCAUCCAGGAGCUGCAGCGCAUUUUUGUCGAGCUGCCGCAAUCAAACAAGGCCACCAUUAACCUGCUUCUGGAUCAUUUGAUGCGGGUACACCAGCAGGAGAUAGAAAACAAAAUGUCGCUGCACAAUCUGGCAAUGGUGUUCGGUCCGACGCUGCUACGGCCAGGGCCGUCCGCCACCAAGCAGAAGGACCUGCUCGAAUCGAGCACAGCAGAUGUGAUGACGCAAGCCGGCAUCCUGUACAGCUUUCUACAGGCCCGGCUGAAGUAGACUAACCAGUAGCAGGGUCAUGGCGCCGCCGUGUGGCCAGAACUGAUUUUUCUUAACACCUUCCCAUUUCUCACCGACCACACAUCCAUCAAACCCCAACCCCCUCCCAUCCCUCCAUCCCCCUCUCCACCAUCAGCCUCACACCUGACCCUAGAGCCCUCUUGCUCUAUGAGCCUUUCAAAGAGUCCUUUUUUCGCUGGCGCCCGCCGUUGUAGCAUUUGCCGGUGCAGGUGAAAAACGGACGAUGAGUUAAAAACAAAAGUGGUAAUGCAAUCUUUAAGCAACUAUGGCAUCUAAUUAGACAUUAUUAUAUACUUAAAACCAUUGAUAUAUUGAUAAUGAAAAAAACGAGUCAAAACAAAGAGCCUAGCAUUGAAGCUAGCAGGUAAAUUAAAACGCCCACACAUACACACACA